AUGUUCCAAUCUCAAAUACCUUCUCAACAACUCUCAGCGAUAUGUAUGAGAGAACAACAAUCUCAACAGCCACAACAACAUUAUCCUAGAGAUGCAUUAGAACUAAAUCAACGAUUCAAGGAUCAUCAACAAUUUAAAGGUGAUCAUCCUUUUCAUCACAAAGAGCUAGAUUCAUUAAUUUAUCAACAACCUCAACAAUACAAUAAGGAAGAUUUUGCUUUUCAAAACUCAGAAAACACUACAGCUCCAUUAAAUGUGAUGGCAGUAAUUUCAACAAGUUCCUCAAUAGAACCAAGGUUAAGACUGGACAUGUACAACAAUGCAUCUGGCCAUUCCUCCUCGCAAGCGGCCACAGAUUCAAUCAAAAUGGAAACAAAACAAGAGCUACCCAUGCAGAUGCUCAAUAAGGAUAACAAAAAUUCUCUCAUAACCAUGAGCACAACUCCCCAUACUAAUAUUAACAGCAAUAACCAACAUGCAACUAAUUUAUUUCAACAUCAUGUGAACAUGCAGAAUAAUAACCAUUCAGCUUCACCUAUGAACCAUCACCAUUCUACAGAUUCGAUAUCCUCACUCAAUCAUAAUACUACAACAUGUAAACAAAAUUCUCAAAAUUCCUCAUGUCACAUCCAACCAUCCACUCAACAACAACCCUUCUUCCACAAUUCACAGCCAAUUAAUCAAGAGACGCAACCACAACAAAACACAGUUCAAGACAAUUCAAAAAAUAGGCCACAAAGGAGAAAUAGUAACAGCUCCUGUUCUCCAAAGAAACGAACCACAUUUGGGAUGUCUAAUCAUUAUCAACAACAACAUGUUGGUGGCACAUCAGUAAGAGGUGAUGGUGGCCAACAAUCUUACAUGCCAUUUAAUGCUUCUCCAUCCAAAUAUAAUAACAAUUUAAACACAUCUACAUGUGGUGAAAUAAUAUCGAAUAGCAAUGGAACCACUUCUGAAUAUCAUCAAUUUAUGAACAAUAAUUAUUCAUUGCAACAACGAAUUGAAACAUCAUCUCGAUCAACAACUUCCCUACAAAAUGUUUCUCCAAUGCAUGCUCAAAAGUCCGUGCAAGUUUCACCACCUCCAUCUUCAAACAACAGCACCACCACAUUCAACAUUCAACAGGAAAAGAUUAAAAAACCAAGAAAAACCAUCAAGAGAAAGUAUCAAUUCAAGAAUGUCAAGUCAGGAGAGAAUGUUAGAUCUAAUUCCUCAAGUCCAUCUUCUCCAUCCUCCUCUCAGAAUCAACAUUCUAAUGAUUCUAAAUGUAAUUCCAUUGAGACUGUAUCCUAUUAUACAACUACAGAUGGAAAGGAAUUGGAUUUAACUGGCUAUUAUCAACAUCAAUUACAGUAUACAACUUUUGAUUUCUAUAAUAAUUCAUCAGUAUCAAUUGUAAAGGCAAAUCCAACCUUUGAUGUAAAGAGUUUCAAGAGGAGUGUUGAUUCAAUUUCAAAGGAUGAAUUACUCAGAGUUUUACAUUUAACUCAACAACAGGCGAGUACAAUAUUGGGCUGCAGUGUUUCAACCAUUAAAAGAAGAUUUUAUGGUUUGAGAAACGAGUUGGGUUUAACCAAGUGGCCAAAUAAUUACUUUGAAUAUAGUCAUAUGAAAUUGUUUGAGGAGAUUUAUCCACUUUCCUUAAACUUUAUUUUGAAUAAGGGUGAGAGCAGAUAGCAUGCUUUGCAUGUGUUGAAUAUUCAGAUGUUAGUUUCGUUAACAUCCAUGCGUUACCUGAGCAUGCAUGAUCAUUAUGCAUGAGAACGACGUUGUAUAGUGAAUCUAAGAUGCAUGAGAUACUUGCAUCAUGUAUGCAGGCUGAAUCUCAAAAUUAAGUUGGUUUGAUUCUCAUACUAUAGGUCAGAGAUAUUCCAAAAAAAAAGAGUUCAUUAAAGCCGUAAUUUUCUAGAAAUCGAAAAACCACAUGUGGUUUUAUACAAUGAGCAUGUCACCUGCUUAUGGAUAAAUACUUGUCUUCAAUACGAGUGAAUCCUGCUUGUAAAGAAAAACUAAUACCACUUCGGCAUCAAGUGACUUUUUGAUAUUCAUCCAGCACCAGGAAAGACUAAGAACCUUACAGAUACAAAUCACAUAUUCAUUUACUCAUAUCAAUGGAAAUAUCAUCAGUGAGGGUUUGGGUGCUGUGUGUAGAGAUAGAUGAAAUACUCUCUCUUAUCUUUUUGAUAGCAAAGUCUAGUAAACCAACGAUUGGAAAAUCAAGCCAUAUUUUCUCAUCAUUAUUCAUUUCGUUUGUCCAUAGAAUCAAUCUUUGAAGGAGGAAUGAUUUUUCUUCACUAGAAAUUUGGGAUGGAUUAGUAAGGCAUUUGGAGAGCUCUUGCCUUAGUUCUAUCCUCUCUUUAUCACAUGGUUCAAUAUAGAUUGGUAAAGUGAGCAUUGAGACAGACUCUCUAAAUUGGUUUCCUAAUUCAAAGUGUUGGACAUAGUACCUUCUUGGUGAGUUAGAAUCAAUGGCCCAGUAAAGGGUAUGCGUUCCCUCUAAGCCUUUGAGCUCAAAAUUACCCAUAUUAUCAAAGUGAAUCUGUCCAUCUUGGACUAGUUCUUUAAAUUGCUCUAGUUCGUCUUUGAAAGUCGUAAUAAAAGGAGUAUCUUUAGGCAGACUAUUGGUAGAUGAAAGAGCUGUGGCGCGGUGCUUAAUAAAACUUUGGACAUCUGAACUGACAUAUACUCUACCACCAUGUGAUUUGCUUUCAGUUCUUGCAGCUUGGUUGACUGCAGUGCCAAAGUAAUCAUAUCUCUUGGUGGUUGGGUCAAAUUGGGAUUCAAUUUCUUUUCCAAAGUGAACGCCCAUUUUAACUCUUGGUCCUUUGUAAAUAAUUUCAUUAUUCCACUUGACUUCUUUCAUGUCUGGAAAUUCCAACAUUUCAGGUGUCCAAUGUCCUUUCAAUAAGCCGUUUUGAAUAGCAAAACAGCAACCUAGUGCUUCUAUUGGAUCAUUGAAUGCGAUCAUAAAACUGUCUGAUUGGGUUUUCACUUCAUAUCCUUUAAACUUUCGAAUAUUUUCUCGCACUAUUCUAUGGUGAAUGGCCAAUACUUUCUUCAUCAAAUCUGAAUCUAAAGUCCACAUUAAGGAUGAAUUUUGUAUGUGAGUGAAAACAAUGCAAAUAGGAGCUACUUUUGGAGCUAGACGAUUUUCUCUCUUUCUAAUCGAAUUCUUUCUAACAACCCAUCCAAUCAAGAACACAAAAAU
Messenger RNA from Naegleria gruberi, 3208 nucleotides. RefSeq lists its product as uncharacterized. Lineage: Eukaryota; Heterolobosea; Eutetramitea; Acrasida; Naegleriidae. The record is from RefSeq and is a predicted model, not a curated record. The transcript has a single exon. The coding region runs from base 1 to 1677 and encodes 558 amino acids.